ACCUAAAGUGAUCGUAUAUUGGGCAAAGGUUCGUCUUCUUACAACGGUCAAAAUCACUCUACUAAAGAAACCAACUUCGUGACUGUCAUCUUCCAAUGGAUAAUAGCAGUACUAACAAUCGCCGAUAUCCUCCCGGUAUUGGCAACGGUCGUGGAAGUGGCGGAGUGUACGACGGUGGUGGUGGUGGCAGUUACCAUCCAAACCCUAAUUACUACCAUCAACCUCGAAACCCUACUCAUCAAAAUCAAUGUCAGCAGCAGCGGCCGCAACCACAGUACACGCAGAGGCAGCAGUCCGGACAACAAAACAACACGCAGCAACAGUGGCUAAGACGGAACCCUAAUGCUAAUGCUCCUGGUUCUUCAGCUGCUAAUGUUAAUAACGAAGUUGAAAAAUCCGUAUAUUCAGAUGUCAGUGUUGAUUCAAGCUCUCAAGAAUGGAAGGCACAAUUGAACAUACCUGUAGCAGAUACCCGUUACAGGACUGAGGAUGUGACUGCUACAAAAGGCAAUGAAUUUGAGGACUAUUUUCUGAAAAGGGAGCUACUUAUGGGAAUUUAUGAAAAGGGUUUUGAAAGGCCAUCACCUAUACAGGAAGAAAGCAUCCCUAUUGCAUUGACUGGAAGUGAUAUUCUUGCAAGAGCAAAAAAUGGAACUGGAAAGACAGCAGCCUUCUGCAUCCCAGCUCUUGAAAAGAUCGAUACAGAUAAGAAUAAUAUUCAAGUUGUCAUAUUAGUUCCAACAAGAGAGUUGGCACUUCAAACAUCCCAAGUUUGCAAGGAACUUGGAAAACAUUUAGAAAUUCAAGUGAUGGUGACUACUGGAGGAACAAGUUUGAAAGAUGAUAUUAUGCGAUUAUAUCAACCUGUCCAUUUGCUGGUUGGCACUCCUGGAAGAAUUCUUGAUCUUACCAAGAAGGGAAUAUGCAAUUUGACUGAAUGUGCAAUGCUAGUCAUGGAUGAGGCUGAUAAACUGUUGUCCCCAGAGUUUCAACCUUCAGUGGAACAGCUGAUUGGAUGUCUUCCUGAACAGCGACAAAUUUUGAUGUUUUCAGCCACAUUUCCAGUUACAGUGAAAGAUUUCAGAGAUAGAUACUUGAAAAACCCUUAUGUGGUUAACUUAAUGGAUGAGCUUACUCUUAAAGGUAUCACACAGUUUUAUGCUUUUGUAGAAGAACGACAGAAGGUCCACUGCCUGAAUACACUUUUUUCCAAGCUGCAAAUCAACCAAUCUAUCAUCUUCUGCAACUCUGUGAACCGGGUUGAGCUAUUAGCUAAGAAAAUAACGGAGCUGGGUUACUCCUGCUUCUAUAUUCAUGCUAAAAUGUUGCAAGAUCACAGGAAUCGGGUAUUCCAUGACUUCCGCAAUGGUGCAUGCAGGAACCUUGUUUGUACUGAUUUAUUUACAAGGGGGAUAGAUAUUCAAGCAGUUAAUGUUGUUAUUAACUUCGAUUUUCCCAGGAAUGCUGAAACAUAUCUACACAGGGUGGGUCGUUCUGGAAGGUUUGGGCAUCUUGGGUUGGCUGUGAAUUUGAUAACCUAUGAAGACCGCUUUAACUUGUAUCGGAUUGAGCAGGAGCUUGGAACUGAAAUAAAACAAAUUCCUCCACUAAUUGAUCAAGCCAUUUAUUGCCGUUGA
Messenger RNA from Lactuca virosa, 1637 nucleotides. The record is from the annotation of a GenBank genome assembly. Lineage: Eukaryota; Viridiplantae; Streptophyta; Magnoliopsida; Asterales; Asteraceae.